AUGAGAGCCUCUGUCCUGCCAGUCUUGAUAGCAAUCAGCCCCGCGCUCGCGGGGUUCGACACCUGGUCCCCCCCUGGACCGUAUGACGUCCGAGCCCCGUGUCCCAUGCUGAACACGCUGGCAAACCACGGCUUCCUGCCCCACGACGGCAAGGACAUCACCAGGGAGCAGACCGAGAACGCCCUGUUUGAGGCCCUCCACAUCAACAAGACGCUGGCCAGCUUCCUCUUCGAUUUCGCACUCACCACCAACCCCAAGAACACGAGCACUUUCUCGCUCAACGACCUCGGAAACCACAACAUCCUCGAGCACGACGCGAGUCUGAGCCGGGCCGACGCGUAUUUUGGCAAUGUCCUGCAGUUCAACCAGACCGUCUUCGACGAGACCAAGACGUACUGGGAGGGUGACACGAUCGAUCUCAGGAUGGCCGCCAAGGCGAGACUCGGCCGGAUCAAGACCUCCCAGGCGACCAACCCGACCUACUCGAUGUCGGAGCUCGGCGACGCCUUUACCUACGGCGAGUCGGCCGCCUACGUCGUCGUGCUGGGCGACAAGGAGUCGCGCACCGUCAAGAGGUCCUGGGUGGAAUGGUUCUUUGAGCAUGAGCAGCUGCCUCAACAUCUUGGCUGGAAGAGGCCGGCCGCGUCCUUUGAGGAGGAGGACCUGAACAGUUCCAUGGAGGAAAUCGAGAAAUACACAAAGGAGCUUGAGGGAUCGAACAGCACGUCAGGCUCUCAGAAGCACCGUCGUCGGUUACCCCGCCGUCGCGCCCACUUUGGUUUCUAA
Messenger RNA from Thermothelomyces thermophilus ATCC 42464, 786 nucleotides. Its product is annotated as Chloroperoxidase. The coding region runs from base 1 to 786 and encodes 261 amino acids. The record is from RefSeq and is a predicted model, not a curated record. Lineage: Eukaryota; Fungi; Ascomycota; Sordariomycetes; Sordariales; Chaetomiaceae. Gene Ontology annotation, molecular function: peroxidase activity. The transcript has 4 exons.